AUCGUUGCACAAACCGCUAUUAUACAUACCAUGCGGAACGAUUUAAUUGUCGCUCGUGUCGCUCGAACUCAUCCGACAGCAAAAUGAUCCAGAAAGAUCAACCCUGAUCAACCCGAGCUGCUGCUGCUGCUGCUGACACUGCAGGAGCACUGCCCAUGAGUAGGGGACGUGCAUGUCAUGUUUGUUUGAUAGGUUAAAUAUCCAAGACCUUCUCUACCGUCCAGCUUCCAAAGUCCAUCCAUCACCUUCGACCAUUAACAGCCAUCUUAACCAAUCCCGCCAGCACGAUGUAUUCCGUAUCUCUGAUCACAAUUUCGAUCCUUGCCUUGCUUGGGCAACUCGUCUCAGCCGAGCCUGCAGACUCCACUCCCCGCGAAACCAAGAAGUGCUUCUACUACACCGGUGCUAAUACCAAUACCGCCACUUGUAACGACAUCCCAGGUGUCAGUUGUACCGGGGGGUGUGGCGGCACUUUCAACUUCGCUGAAGAAUGCCGACCAUCCGAUGGCUCAGACCCACAACACAUAGCUCCGCCCACCAACCAAACUUGUGAUCUUGGGUUCGGUCGGGACACGGCCGCCGCCAAAGCGUGCGUGACUACGACUGGAAUGUACUCGUGCAGGGGCAAAAUCACGCCCGGAGAAACGUAUUGCUAUGGUUGCAACAUUCCCAAAAACAUGUGAAUAAAUAGUUUAAAUUCCAGACUUGCAACCCUAAGACCGGUGGUAUUGGGACCAUAGUGAUUCUCGCUAGCAAUUGCCCGCGGAUAUAAAGUUCCACAUCGGAUUGUUUUCAAUUUUUUAACCAUGAGCUUUCUUUAAUGCUACUCUACUUGAAAUUGGAAGUGUCUUUGACCUUGUACUUUUCUUUUUAUUGCACUCGAUUCUGGAUGUUGUUGACUGGAAAUUGUUGUUCCAAUUAACUUAUGGGAAGAACACAUUCGGAUUGUCAGUGGAGACUGGAGCUAGCCUUUCCCUUCAGAUUUUGUUUUGCGGAAGCUGUUUUGCGGAAGCAAGUUUGUAUCGUGUUGAGUUUCCAAUACUCUUCCAGGAAAUUAAAAAACACCCCUGAUCAAUAAUGUUGUCUCCUGGAUAUCCUCUCAUCGUAAUCUCUACCAGUCUUUUUGGCUUUCCC
Puccinia graminis f. sp. tritici CRL 75-36-700-3 is the source of this 1134-nucleotide messenger RNA. RefSeq lists its product as uncharacterized. The record is from RefSeq and is a predicted model, not a curated record. Bases 288 to 683 code for a protein of 131 amino acids. The transcript has 5 exons. NCBI's taxonomy places the organism in Eukaryota, Fungi, Basidiomycota, Pucciniomycetes, Pucciniales, Pucciniaceae.